AUGCUGCCAAUCUCUCUGGAGGGCGGCCUGCUGGCUCCGGGAGGCACAUUCCUUGAGCUCAAGAGACAAGUGACUGAAGGAGCAAAGUGUAAUCCCAAGUCGAAUUUAAGUAAGUCAAAGCGAACUGAUUGGCACAAUUUGACUGCCUUCUUGUCUCCUCCCAAUUCUCAACAGGGAUCCAUGUCAAGGGAUUGGAGCAACGACGGGAAGGAGUCAAUAUUGAGCAAGCAAACAUCGAAUUGGUGA
Protopolystoma xenopodis is the source of this 246-nucleotide messenger RNA. The record is from the annotation of a GenBank genome assembly. Lineage: Eukaryota; Metazoa; Platyhelminthes; Monogenea; Polystomatidea; Polystomatidae.